GAGGGGAUUAGAUCCCCUUCGCUUUUCGUCUUUUCCUGUUAAUUUGUGUUCAAGCUUUUUGUGCAAUAUUGAUCUGUGCAUCUAUAAAGUAAUUUGAUAUGUUCCUGGAUUUAAUGUUGUGCCUGGGCCUCUUCUUUUCUACACCAUUGUAUUCCUACUGCCAGCAUUACAUGGAUUCUUCCAGCAUGUCACCCAAUCCGACUGACAUCAGUGCCAGACUACAUGUGCGAGGCAGCACCAAACCCAAAGCAGAAGUCAGCCAUGACAUUGUGCCCUCGGCCACUGGUGAGCUGCUGGAAGUAGACGACAUUCCCGGCCACAUCGUGCAGAGAAAAGUGAUGUCAGGGAUAGUUCCUGUGCGCGGGGUCUGUGGGACUCAGCACACCUGUCUUGUUAGAAGCCACUCGGUGGGGGGAAGGGGAGGAGGGCUGGUGCAGGUGUUGCCCGGGAUGAAGGUAACCAAGUGGGAACAAGCUCCAAGAACUCUGGUUGGCGCCUGGACUGAGCUUUGGUAAAGACGUGGACGAUGUGUUCACACUGUGGGGCCGACAUUCACACCAGCGCCGUGACAAGGAUCAGUGAUCACGCUUGACGCCAACCAGCGUGGCUUGCGGACACCGAGUAGAGAGAGGGAGGGAAAGCAUCUUUCGGAGGAACUUGCCCUCGUCUGGGCGCCAUCAUCUGUCGGCACGGCGCCCGCAGGCUCAGCCAGUACUCACCCCGUGACGUCACAACUGCCGGAUUUGGUUCUUGGGAGGGUAACCCUCCAGCCACCACCACAAAGCUCGCUCGCGAGUAUGCACGCUCACAAGCGCAUUCACCGUGCAUACGCUCGCAAACAAGCACAGUCCAACAUCUGGAGGGAAGAGGGUGGUGGAGACACAGAGAGAGGGAGAGGGAGGGAGAAAGGGAGAGUAAUGGAAGAAGGAAAAAAUCUCAAGCAUCCCUCCUGGGGAACCUGACGCAAUAGAACCAGUUCUCGACUUCGGUUAUUUAUUUAUUUUUUUUUUUUUAAGUGAAGCGUGUAAAAGUUUGCGAAGGUAAAAUGCUUCGCACAAACUCCUUCAACUCGCUCUCACAACAGUCAGCAUCAACAGCGUCGACAGGGUCGUGACCUGACACGUCACACGGGGUCUCACGUGCUGAGGGGGUGGAAGGAUGUUUCUCACAAGGGUCGCGUGUCUUAGGCCUGGAGGAGGAGGAAGGUAGGGGUGUCGGUACCGUAUUAUGUCCGCACCAAACCUCACUUUGCGCUUGCGACUGGCAUCUGUUCAUCCAUGAGCAUUGCUUUGUUUACUCGCCGUGGCCGCAACCAAGCUGAUGACAACAACUCAAUGCUGGCAAAUAUUCCACAGUGCACCAGAUGGAAUAAUAAGUGAAUAUUACAACAUUCUUCUUCCAAUGUAAUUGACUUCUUUAAAAAAAAAGCGUUUUUAAUGAACUAUUUAACAAAAGGUGUUUAUCCGGAAAAUUAGACAGAGUGAUUGUCCAACCACUUCACAAAAAAAGGUGACAGGAGCAACUCUAGUAGUUAUCGAGAAAUUUCACUGUGUGAUGUUAGUAGUAAGGUGUAUGGAUUGAUAGAAAAUAGGAGAUUAAAAGGGUGGAUAGAAGAAAAUAACAUUGUAGAAUAUCAAGCAGUAUUUACAAGGGAUAUUGUCCUGUUGAUCUCGUGUUUACUGCUGGCAUGUAUACAGAAGCCAUUUGCAACGAACCGCUAACUGCACGUGGCCUUUAUUGACUUUAAAACGACUUUUGAUUCAAUUAAUAGCAAUUGGUUGUGGGGUAUCUUGUGGAAAAAUGGAGUAAAGGGUAAAUUAAUGAUAGCCAUGAAAGCAAUGUAGGAUAAUAUUAAAGUAAGAAUAAGAUGUGGCUCAAUGUUAACAGAUCACAUAAACUUGUUUAAGGAUGUCAAGCUUGGUGAUGUGUGUAGCCCUAUAUUAUUAUAUUAUUCUCCCUCUUUAGAAAUGAACUAGAUGUAAAAGGGAUUUGGAAUGGGAAACAUGGUGUCACCUUACCUAUAGAUUAUCUAGAAUUAUUUAUCUUAUUGUUUGCUGCUGCUGAUGAUGAUGUUCUGAUAUCUGAAACAGUUGUUGGAUUGCAAAACCAGCGAAACAUCUUAUGUAUUGCCUCCUCUUCGUUGGAGAAAGUAGAUUUAGAGAUGAGUAUAUAGUAGUUUUUCGUUAGGGUGGAUUCUUUUAUCUCUCCCCCCCCCACACACACACACACACUCUGUCUACCCUUCCUUUUCCCCUCCCCUUUGCCGAAAAUAAACUGUCAACCUCAACAAGUUAGGGAAGGGACAUCAAGAGUGCAGUCAGUGUUUCACUAUUUCGCUACACUCAUGUCACGCAUGUCAAUGGAAUGAAUUUGAGUGGAAGAAAGUUGACAAUAAAAUCAGAAGACUCGACCCUGGUGUCACUGGGUACCUCUGCUAGGAUGGCUGGAUGGAUAAAUAGAGAUUAUCAGCUUGACUAGGUAUUACAGUUUCGUUGCCUUAACUCAGACAGACUUAGUUCAUAGAGACCGAGUCUUUGCAGGCCGAUGACAAACUUUCAACGAACGAAGAGAAAAGUAAUCAGCAUCAAACUUAUCCUCGUGUAGUAACAGUUCAAAGUCUGAUUAGUAGUCCAUCUUGUCUGUCGCCAUUCAGACUCCCAAAUCAUUUUAUCACUUUAAGAAAUAACUUAGU
Pomacea canaliculata is the source of this 2692-nucleotide messenger RNA. RefSeq lists its product as uncharacterized. The record is from RefSeq and is a predicted model, not a curated record. Lineage: Eukaryota; Metazoa; Mollusca; Gastropoda; Architaenioglossa; Ampullariidae. The coding region runs from base 99 to 515 and encodes 138 amino acids. The transcript has 3 exons.